ACUAAAUAUGCCCGCGCGCAGUUGAACGUUAGUUUCACUUGUUACGUUGGUUUUAAUUUUCACCCGGAGCUAAGCGAACAUAAUAAAAUGGAGCGGAAACUGCACAGUGGAAUGCACCAUGCCACGCUGCGGCAGCUGCAGGAGUCGGGCUGCGAGAUAGCGCCGCACAAUCUCAUGUAUCCCGUGUUCAUCGUGAGCAACGACGACGAUAUCCAGCCAAUUGCCAGCAUGCCGGGAAUCUCGAGAUUCGGACUGAAUCGCCUGAAGGAGCACCUGGAGCCGCUGGUGGCCAAGGGACUGUCGUCGGUGCUGCUCUUUGGCGUCGUGGAGCCGGACAUGAAGGAUGAGCAGGCCUCCAAUGCGGAUUCAGCAAAGAAUCCAGUAGUUCUCGCACUGCCGAAGCUCCGGGAAUGGUUUCCGGAUCUGCUGAUAGCCUGUGAUGUGUGCAUCUGCCCGUACUCCUCGCACGGUCACUGCGGUCUGCUGGGCGAAACCGGGCUGGAGAACGGACCCAGCAUAAAGCGGAUAGCCGAAAUCGCCGUGGCUUAUGCCAAAGCUGGAGCCCACAUUGUCGCUCCAUCGGACAUGAUGGACAACCGGGUGAAGGCCAUCAAGCAGGCCCUCAUCGAUGCCCAGAUGAACAGUGUGUCCCUGCUGGCGUACUCCGCCAAGUUCACAUCCAAUUUCUACGGACCCUUCCGGGAGGCAGCACAAUCCGCACCGAAAUUCGGUGACCGGAGGUGCUAUCAGCUGCCCAGUGGCUCCAGAAGCUUAGCGAUGAGAGCCAUUCAACGUGAUGUCGCCGAGGGAGCAGACAUGCUGAUGGUGAAACCGGGAAUGCCCUAUCUGGAUAUCCUACGAUCCACAAAGGAUUCCUAUCCGUAUCACACGCUGUACGUCUACCAGGUGUCCGGGGAGUUCGCUAUGCUGUAUCAUGCCGCCAAGGCGGGCGCCUUUGACCUCAAGGAUGCCGUGCUGGAGGCCAUGAAGGGCUUUCGACGAGCUGGUGCCGAUUGCAUCAUCACCUACUACACACCCUUUCUGCUGGACAUUAUCGGAAAGGUCAAGUAAUGGUCUACCUCCCAUGUCCGAUGUCUUAAUACCAUGUUACGUAGAUUAGAGUGCACCUCUUGAAACCAUUAAUGGAAAAUGGAACUAUUUGUAACAGAUAGUGCAAUCUUUGUAGGAUUUUUGAAUUAUUUAUACGGAGCUCUCCAUACUUUAUACUUUAAUAAGCGAAAGAAUAAAUAUUGACUUGUAUUCAGGGACCAGGAAAUAAGACUCAACGGCUUUUACUUACAUCAAUAUAGAAGUUAUUUUAACACAUUAGCAUUUGUAUUCAAUAAAAGAAGUCCACUCUAAUCUCGAAUCACCAUUACUAGUGCUUUUGGAGUGCCUCGCUCACAUGCACGCCCAAACUAGAAUGUAUAUUUCGAUGGUCUUAUCUAUCGUCCGGAUUUGGAAGUCUAAUGUCCCAGGGUACAUUUCGAAUUUCAAUUGCAUGGCGAAAUUCAAGCGAACGAACCGAACCGGUCGAUCCAGUAGCCAGAAACCAAAAAAUGUUUCAUUUUGUGAUGGCAAUUAACACUUUAAUGUGGAACUCUCUCGAUUGCAUUUACAAAUGGGCUACGGUGAGCAUUGAACACUGGCUGGAGCUUACUUGCUAAAUUGGUACCAGUUUCGAGUCUUACGAAAAGAUUAAAAUCACAAAAUCAAAUGCAUUAAGUACAUAAACAAUUGGUGAACAUUGAGCAAAAAGGUUUGGGUACUAUUAGUUCUUAAAAAAGAUUAUCUGAUAAAUAAAUGUAUAUGGUUACAUAUCCUAAA
Messenger RNA from Drosophila mauritiana, 1827 nucleotides. Its product is annotated as delta-aminolevulinic acid dehydratase. The record is from RefSeq and is a predicted model, not a curated record. The coding region runs from base 88 to 1071 and encodes 327 amino acids. Gene Ontology annotation, molecular function: porphobilinogen synthase activity; zinc ion binding. Gene Ontology annotation, cellular component: cytosol. Gene Ontology annotation, biological process: heme biosynthetic process. NCBI's taxonomy places the organism in Eukaryota, Metazoa, Arthropoda, Insecta, Diptera, Drosophilidae. The transcript has a single exon.